This is a messenger RNA of Rotaria sordida, 1137 nucleotides long. The record is from the annotation of a GenBank genome assembly. Lineage: Eukaryota; Metazoa; Rotifera; Eurotatoria; Philodinida; Philodinidae.
AUGUUACUUAGACAAUGUUUUGGUAUAAACGAUUCUAAUAAUGAUCACGAAGAUGGGAAUACAUUGAAUUGCAAUAUUUAUCAUCUUGCUCGACGACUCAAAACAUUGAAACCGAUUAUAUCAAAAUUUGAGUUUUUACCAAAUGAAUUAAUAUUAAACUUAUUUGAAUAUUUAUAUUGUGAUGAUAUCAUCUAUGCAUUUAAUAAUCUUAAUUAUCGUUUUCAAUUAUUAUUACAUUCAUAUGAAUAUUAUCAUUUAAAUUUUGAUCAAAUAAUAAUGAAAUCAAAAUUUAAUCUUAUUGAGAAUUUACCACUUAACAUUCAACAUGUUAAAUCAUUAACAUUAUCGAAUAAUGUUUAUUCAUGUACAAAUAUUGAACAAUGUCUAUUAAAAUAUCCUAUUGAAUUAUUUUAUAUUAGACUUCAAUCAUUGUCAUUUUUUCCGAAGGAUGAUGAUCAAUUACUAUAUCUUAUUUUAUUAUUACCAAAUUUUCAACAAUUAAAAUAUUUAUUAAUAUCUCAAAAAUUGUGUACAAAUCCUGGUGAUAAUAUAAUAAAACAAAUUCGUGAUAUAAUAUUAUUUGAAAUAAAAACAUUAAAAUAUUUUACUUGGGAUAAUGAAAGUUCAUUUUUUACAAGAAUGAAUGAAGCAAUGCCAAUAGAAGAAUCAACGAUCGAAUAUUAUGAAUUUCAUCGGAUGAAUAUUGAUGAAUUUGAAUGGCUAAAUUUUCACACAAUCAAUAUGAAAUCAAUUCAUAUUUAUGCCGCUUUCUUUUAUAGUUAUUCAUAUCAACAACAACAAGCAUUUGAAACAUUGACCUGUAUGAAAAUUGACGAGUUUCGUGAACCAAUGAACUUUCAAAAUCUAUUUAAAUUUUUGUCAUUCUUAAUACGAUUGAAACAAUUAGAAAUUAAAGGUCUUUAUUGUGAGGAAAAUAUGUAUACUGAUGGUAAUAGAUGGGAAAAUUUUAUUCAAGAAUAUUUACCUCAAUUAAAAAUUUUUAAAUUUUUCUUCACUCGAUGGGAUCGUCACAUAAAUAUUGAGGUAGUAAUCGCAUCAUUUAUGACAAAUUUUUGGUUAAUAGAAAAAAAAUGGUUUGUUACAUGUGAUCAUAAGGUGAACGAAGGUAUCUUAUAA